AAACUUGGCAAGAAAUACAUUUGAGAUUUGUAGGCAAUAAAAGUACAGGACGAUUCGAAAACAAAGCAACAUUUAAGAAAAAAUCCACGUGGUACGUGCGUGACUCGUGAUGACGUAGGCACGUUUCAUCAAGCACACAGGUGGCUGAAGAAGUAGAAGAAGAGUCCCAGCAGCAGCUUCAGUGGCCUGAAAAUGGAGAUGCCUGGAGUGACGAAGACGUUGAGAGCAAUAUGGACUGCGGGUUUUUGCAGGCCAUGGCGGAGGAGGAUGAGGAGAUCAACAUCUACAAUGAGGAGACCUUUGGCAUGGACGUAGACGCACAGAUGAUCCCAGAUGACCCUAACUACACCCUCCUCCAGUUUGGCAAGCCGCUGCCUCGGCCACCGACGCCGCCACCUCCACCAGACCUUAGACCUGUGUCCCCGGAACCGCCAUCCCUUCACAGCUCGCCCUCCCCUCCCAGAACGUUCCCCCAGUUUGUGCCCAGGCCCCCCACAGGGCAGCGGGUUAGAGGGCGAGGGCAUAGGAGGGGGCUGGGUAGGGGUCCCAUCUUUGAAGACCCUGCUGUGAUGAGGAUAGUGGAGGGACGGCCGAGCCUCAAGAGUCUUGAUAGCGCCAUAGUGGACUGUGGGAAUGUCAUGUACCACCGUUCCUUUGAUGAGGAUUGGUUGGCACCAUCUUAUAGGAAGAACCGAAGAAUCUCUGGUUCAGUACUUCAGGACAGUGCAAUAAUAUGUGUAAUUGAGGGUCAUAGAGGCAGAGGGCAGCACCUGACCUCCAACUUCCUCGAUCCUGCAUCUUCCUUCAGGGGCAGGAGAGAGGUUGAAUCAAGGGGCCCCUACUCAAGGCGUCAGUUUGGCCUGAGAGACCAGUCACAGAUGCAUGCACCCAUGGUACUCGGAACCCCCUUCUCACGGCAGCCACUAACCCAGAGGCAGCACUACAAUCAGACAGGGGGAUUUAUGUAUCCCACAAACCGUCUGUGCCCCUCCACACCGCGGUCCUUCACUCCUAAAAUGAUGCAUCUUCGCUUCGGGGCCAACUCGCCAAGGCCGUCCUCCUUCUACAGCCCCUCAACUAAUCAGGUGCAGCACUUCAGAUAUCCUGGACCAGUCACCCAGCUCCACCCACAACAUAAACGCUUACUUGGCCAAAAACAGAGCAUAUUCCAGAGAAAAAUGGAGGGCUGGGAUCCUUACUGUAAUCUGAUGACAGCCAAAGAGAAGGAGUGGAUCAUUAGGCUACAGAUGAUCCAGCUGCAAAGUGAGAAUCCAUACCUUGAGGAUUACUAUUAUCAGGAGUAUUACCGGCGAGUAGAAGCAAAGCUGGCUGAAGAGGAGCUGGGCAUCAGGAGCAAGAGGGAGCCACCCAAGCUGACAACACCUUACAUAAAACAGACAGACGCAUACACACCAGUGGUACACAUUGAAGGUUCCCUGGGUCAAGUCGCUGUAUCCACAUGUUACUCUCCUCGCCGCGCCAUUGGUGCUGUUCAUGCUGUCCAAGCUCAGGGUCCACUAGAGGAUCAAAAAGACACCCGACGGCAGCGAUUAGAGGUCCUUAGCAAGAUUGAAAAGCUAUUCAUCGUUCUGUUAGAGGUGGAGGAGACAAACAGGAUGAAAACGAAGAUCUUGUCUGAUGUUGAAGAGAGGAGGUUGAUGGAAAAGACCCAGAAGAAGGUGGAGCACAUCUUCUCCCAAAUGCAGCACCAUGACACUUUAGAUUUAGGAGGCGAGUUUCUUCCAUUCCUGGUUGUCUCAAAGGGCAAAAAGCUCCUUGCCCGUCUCAUGCCGUUCCUGAAGCAUGACUCAGCCAUAGAGAUCUUGACGAUUGUGACCUCCAACCUUCCAAUACUAAUGAGCAGAGACACUGAAGAGACCCUUCCAGUGCUCUACCCACCUCUUCGAAAUGUGAUUGGCGGCUUGACCUUCAGUCAGCUGAUUGGGAUUCUCAGAGUUCUGACAUCUGAGACGUCCGCCAACGAGUGCCUCUCACUAGCGUGCCAGAACAAGUUUGGCCUGUCCUUGCUUUACGCUUUGCUGUCCCAUGGAGAGAAGUUGUUGUCUUCUGGUGUUCCACUGGAGCCCAGCAUUGGAGACUUUGAGAUGUGGACUGACACAAUAUUCCAGGUGGCGCGACAGCUUUCCCAGUGUUCGCUGGUGGAGCCACUCCUCCUACCCUCCAACCUGCUGACACUCUUCUGCCGCUACCUGGACAAGCGCACGGUGCAUCAGCUGAAAAGCAACAUGGAGUCUGCAACAGGAUGCCUAGCACUUCCAUCCUGAGAUGGAUGGAACCCAAGGAGAGACCCUCACGCCAAGUGGCACUGGCACAAAAGACUUGCCAUUGUUUAUUCCAACCAAAGCUAUGUCAUUUGUAUAUUUUGAUUCUUAUUCCUAGCCCCCCUUCUACCUCACAUUUGUGCACACCCAGAAACUGUUUCCCUUUUUUUCAUUUUGAUUGUCUUUUAUUUUCCUCUGGUCUCAAGCAGGUUCAAUUUAGUGUUAAUUACGCUGAAGUCUGGUUCCUGUCCAUAUUUAUAUAUUUCCAAUCAAAUUGCGUUGGAUCAGAAAUUGGUGAGUAGGUUGAUUGUAUAGUAAUUGAUGUACAGCCAAACCUAUGUUAAUAGUAAUCACUAAGGUUGUUGAGGCAUGGCCCCAUGCACAUUAACCAUGCAGUUUUCAGUUUUUUUUUUUUUUUUUUUUUUUUUGUAGAAAGGCAUGACUUGUGUAUACAUGUAAUGUAUUUGAUGUGGCCUUUUAUUUAUUAAUUUGGAAACGGCAAUCAUUUAAAUCACACCCUUG
This is a messenger RNA of Dunckerocampus dactyliophorus (ringed pipefish), 2804 nucleotides long. It is a transcript of the gene patl2, whose product is annotated as PAT1 homolog 2. Gene Ontology annotation, biological process: deadenylation-dependent decapping of nuclear-transcribed mRNA; P-body assembly. Lineage: Eukaryota; Metazoa; Chordata; Actinopteri; Syngnathiformes; Syngnathidae. Gene Ontology annotation, cellular component: P-body. Bases 231 to 2285 code for a protein of 684 amino acids. Gene Ontology annotation, molecular function: RNA binding. The record is from RefSeq and is a predicted model, not a curated record. The transcript is spliced from 19 exons.